Platichthys flesus (European flounder) is the source of this 4620-nucleotide messenger RNA. It is a transcript of the gene sack1d, whose product is annotated as family with sequence similarity 83 member D. The coding region runs from base 2468 to 4147 and encodes 559 amino acids. Gene Ontology annotation, biological process: positive regulation of cell cycle G1/S phase transition; regulation of TOR signaling; protein localization to mitotic spindle. Gene Ontology annotation, cellular component: cytosol; mitotic spindle pole. The transcript is spliced from 4 exons. Lineage: Eukaryota; Metazoa; Chordata; Actinopteri; Pleuronectiformes; Pleuronectidae. The record is from RefSeq and is a predicted model, not a curated record.
CCAAAAGCCCUUUCAUCUCAAAUUUUGGAGAGGGGCGGGGAUGAGAUGAAUGUGUGUGUAUGUGCGUGUGUGUAAAGGGGAGGAGGAGGAGGGAACGUAUACCGAGCCCAGUGCACAUUUGGGUAUGUCGUUAUAGGGGUUUAAGGCACAUCGGGUUAUACAUAGUUACAAUGGCGCCGGGAGCAGCCUGAUGCGCGCAUGGACUGUAUUGUGUGUAGAUUUGACAGUUCAGUGAUCUGCUCUUUCACUGAGCUGCAUCACCCAAAAGGUCCUCUUAAUUAGGUCACAUGUCUUUCUCAAUAUAGAUGGUUGCUGUCUUCUGACCAAAAAAAAGAAAAGAAAUUUGAUGGGCUACUAUGAAUAUUAAUCGUUGUGGGAAUUGUCGUUUAAAGCACAGGCCUCUCAGCCCACCGGUUUAAAAUAGACUUUUACGCACACGCAACAGUGUAUGACCAAUUUAUGCAGAUGUGGUGUAAAUGUAGCCUAUAUGUUCAUGUUCAUUUUUAAUGUUUGACCAUAAAAUACUCAUUCCUUUGAUCACAUAACAAUGUUUUAUUUCGGUUUUAAUUAUAUAGGUGUAAAGUGUGUUUUAGGGCUGUGACCCACAUGACCUUGUUGGCCUUCUGUGCGCAAAAGCUUACAGGGAAAAGGCGCAAAUGAGACAUCAAUAGAAAGAGGGAAUAAUAUAAAAAGGGUAAUAUAAUAAUAAUAAAGGAUUAACUAUUACAAUAUAUGUUUUUCAAAGAUAUUAAGCAAAUAUAAAGACAGCAAAUAUUGUAUUAGAGUAACAGGAAGUGGGACAAUAUCCUGUAUAUUACAUCGAUAUAACAUUCUGAUAGUUGUAAUGCGUAUAUAACUACUACAGACCCUCCAGUAUUAGAGAUAUAUGGAUUUUCACUUCUUUGUCCUGACUGGAUUCAGAGGUUGCAAGUAUCUGAGGUCGUGUACAGUCAGGAAAAACAAAGAUUAUCAAUCAGGAAGAUGAUUCACUCAAACAUGUAAAAAAAAUUCUGCAGAGGUGAGUCAUGUAGUAGGGCAGGUUUAGGGUUUGGUACAUUUGAUUUAAAUACCUGUUUGUCUGGUUGCAGCAAUACAUGCUGAUCUCAUUGGCCUAUUGUUUGAAUGUAUAACUAUAAAGUGUUUGUUUGUGAGACAAUGGUGUUGGUGGUGGUUUGAACUUUUGUCAGAUUCAGGCAGACACUGCUCUUCAGUGGAUUGUUCCAUUAUAAAUGCAUUAUAAGGCCAACAGGACAUCAUCCGAGUGGAGUGGCAGAUCAGAGGCUCCCAAAAUAAUGGAGAAAACAUUUCUAUUUGGAUUUGUUUAUAGUAGGGUUGAAGGUUUACAGUUUCUUUAGCAUAUGGAAUAGUACGACGUAAAUUUAGGCUAAACAGGUGAUGUUUCUACACAGUAUCAGGAUGUAUCCUCCGUGAGGUGUUACUAAAGCUACUAAACAGAUUGUCAUUACCUUGGUAUUUGUGAAUGAGCCUGCCCACUAAAUGUAAAGUGCUACGUCACCGUGUUUCAUUCCACAGAUUAAUUCUUUCUAAAUAGUGUUUCCUUGAGAGUUAAAAUCUGGUGCCUAGAAUGUGCAGGAGCCAACAGAGGUACUGUUGCUAUGGUUACUUUACGCACCUUGUUCACUGAUUUAAGGUGAUAAACUGUUGAUCAGAUCUUUUCUGGUAACAAUCUGUGACUGUGGCGUGACAGAGCAUCUUGUUGACGGUUAAAUAGGCAUUUUUUUAUUACAAUAACACGUCUAUAAAAUAAGAUUUUAUAUAUAUAUGAUAAAUGUAGACGUUUAAAUCCACCAUGCCUUGGUGUAAGCUGGCACAAGUUUCUUUACUGCAAAAUCAGAAAAUACAACCAUUAUUUAUAAUUGUUUUUCAGUCCUGUAAACAGAUGAGCUACCAGCUUCAUGCAUUACAACGCUGUGGGCCUUAGAUAGUGGGAAAUGUGCUGCAUGUGACUGCUUCACACCAUAAAACAGAAAAUGCUGCUGCUCCUCGUGAUUGCAAACAGCUUCAUGAGCUCUCAUCAGAGUGACAGAUGAGAGGCAAGUGGGCAGAUGGCUGAAUUAUUUUCCUGCAUGUUUAUCUUAUAUUAAAGAGAACGAGAAACCCUCACUGCAAGCAGAAAGAGGGUGUGUGGACCAGGAAUAAGUGUUAGAGUGAGAGCUCUGCUCUCUGUGGUGUAACCGGAUCAGGGCAGAGCAGAGGGACGUACAGGAGGCUUGUUUGCUUCCAAACGAGCCAAUGAGAGCAGCUUUACAUUAGACUGACAGGCUGCCUCGACGAGCCGGGAGACGCUUUUCAGGUUCAACCCCUGCACCUCAGCCAAUACGGAGCCACGACGCACGGGAGCGGAGGGAAACAAGGAAUACGAAUUUGACUUCCUGUAGGUCAAAGCCGUUACCUGGCACCUGCAGCGGAGCCUGUGCGGACAGGUGAGAACACAGCAGCCACAGAAAUGGCCCUGUCGCAGUGUUUGGACGAUUGUCCUCUGAGCCUGACUCCAAAACGCACCGGGACCGGAGACCGGAACCCGCAGGAGGUCUACAACGAGAGGCACAGGCUGGCCCUGGAGGAGCUGCUGUCAGGAGGAGUCGACUACUUCCUGGGAUUCCUCGCCAAGGAGCGGAUCCCCAACUUUCUGUCGGACGAUGAGAUCCAGCGGAUCCGGAGCACUGCCGUGCUGUCCCGGUGCGCGUCCGUGCACGGGGAGGAGCACUCGCUGGAGCAGUCGCUCAGCAGCUCCCUGGACUGCUCCUCCGUCACCUACUUCCCCGAGGUGUCGGACGUGGAGCCGCCGCUGCUGGAGAUCGGCUGGCCCGCCUUCACCGCGGGCUCCUACCGGGGAGUCACACGGGCUGUGGCGCACUUCCAGCCCAGCUACGGGGAGUGCAUCUACAGCUGCAAGGAGGCUGCGAGGCGCAUGAUUAAAAGUGCCACAGAGGUGAUUGCCAUAGUUACAGACUCCCUGACAGACCUGGAUAUCUUCAGAGAUCUUCAGGAGGCGUGUUCCCAACGCAGAGUCCCCGUCUACAUCCUCUUGGACCAAUUAUGUGCUCCUGCUUUCCUCAAGAUGCUCAGAAAUGUCGGUGUUCACCUGGACGACCUUCGGCAAAUGAGAGUUCGAACCAUAACCGGUACGACUUAUUACAUGAGAUCAGGAGCGAGGAUAACUGGGGAAGUUCACGAGAGGUUCAUGCUGAUUGAUGGAAACAGAGCCGCUACAGGUUCUUACAGGUUCAACUGGACUGAUGGCAAACUAAACAGCAGCAAUCUGAUAGAACUUUCUGGCCAGAUAACAGAGAAGUUUGAUGAGGAGUUCCGCAUCCUCUAUGCCCAGUCUCUACCUAUAAACACUCGAGGACCUCCAAGUGUCCGAAACAGCGGCAUCUAUGAGAAGCUCCUCAUCAAGCACUUGGUCACCUCCUCCCCUCACUUGGCCAGAAAGAGGCUUGUGGAUCCAGUGUGCCUGACCAGCACGCCCAGCCGCGAGCCCCAAACCUUAGUGGUGCAGCAGCCCACACUUGAUCCUUCAACUCCUGAUCGCCGUAAAUCCAGCCCAGCAUCUGACUCCUCCACUAUAGGUGAGGACUGGAUGGGGCAGCGUCACAUGGAGGAAGAGGAGAUCCUGGCUGGUAGCACGACUCAGCCUUUCCCAGCAGAGCAGCUGCCAGGGAAAGAACCAGCGAUACCCAGCACCGUCUCCUGCCAUGCCUCCACUCAGACCAGCAGGUCAGUGACGGAGAGUGACACCCAGACGGACCUCCAGCUCACACGACACCCCGGCAUCAUCACACAGGCAAGCACAGGACAGAACCAGGCCGCCUCUCUAACCUUUUCGCAGUCCAGACAGAUCUCGCCCACCCAGGCAGCUCCAGACGACACCUUGAAGGACUCUUUCCACAAGCUGACCAAGGAGCGCCAGCACCACUACUCCACCAUCCGCUCCAGGCUGGAACACAUGAUGACCACACUGUCCCAGAGGCGAGAGCUAGCAGACGUCACAAACUUGACUCAGGGGCUUGGUGCUCACAACAGGCAGAGGGCACACAAAGACUGGGAGGAGCCACCAAACCCUAGACUGCUUGUUGAAAGUGCGGGCAAGGGCACGUGGCCAAGAGCCAGAUGUGUACACUAGUUUUCCUGCAGGGUUUUUGAUGAUGGGGGGGGGGGGGACAAAGAGCUCUUGCAAGGUUUCUAGUGGAUCUUCUGUUUCAUAUAAAUGCUUUUGGCUCACACUGCUCUUUUUCCAUUUGCCUUUAUGCUUUGCCCACUUUAGACGUUUUCAUGCUGUGUCCUGUCCAUGUCUAAUAAUUUUUUUUGGUGAAAUGCUAAUGCAUGGCUGAAACUGAUUUCCCAAAUAUUAAGUUUGACCAAAGACACUGUGCAAUAAUAUUUUUUGACCAUGUCAGUUUAAUGAAUAUCAUUUGCUGAAGAGGUUAAGACUGGACCAUUUUUACUGUAGUAUGAAUGAAAAUGCAUGUUUUGGUUAUUUCAAUCACAUUUGACUGCUGUAGCCACAUCUGAUCCUCAUUCCAGAGAGCAGCUGGCUCUCACUGUGCCUUGCUAAUAAAUGAAAAAAGUAUUUUUUUUUUUCUAAAUGAGGGGCUC